AUGUCAGCCUUAGACAAAGAUCCAAUGAAGAAUGACUCUUUCAAUGUUAUAGUUGAGUCAGAAUCUCCCUAUGAAAAAUAUCAUCAAAAUAAAGAUGAAUUUAAAGAUGAUGAAUCUCAAUUAUUUGAAGAUUCAGGUUCUUCAUUCAAAGUUGCAGAGGCUAUUGAUAUUACAAACUCAGAUGUUGAUGCUAUUGUUCCAACUGAAGAUUAUGAAGGUGAUGCAAACACUAUAAGAAUGUGGAUAUUAGCAAUAGUUUUAGGUACAGUAAUCACUGGUGUUGAUUCAUUUUUCCAAAUGAGAUUCCCAACUAUUCAUAUUGGUGCUAUUGUGUCAUUAGUUAUUGCUUACCCCAUUGGUCAAGCUUGGUAUUACGUUAUACCUAAUUGGAAAAUACCAUUGCCAUUUGGUUAUAAAAUCCAAUUGAAUCCUGGUCCUUUUAAUCAAAAAGAACAUGCUUGUAUCUUUUUAUUUGUUAAUUAUGUCUCUUCAGCUGGUUUGGUGAAUAACAGUGUUGUUGAACAGUUUAAAUUCUUCAAGAUUAAUAUUGGUAUUGAUAGAAUGUUAUUAUUCCAAUUAUCAAGUUUCCUUUAUGCCUAUUGCUUAACUGGUUUAACUUUAUCCAUCCUUGUGAAACCAAAAGAUGUUGUUUGGCCAGGUGUUUUAUCAACUUGUGCCUUAUUUAAAGCUUUCCAUAAUAAAACAAAUGAACCUGCUGGUAAUUGGACCAUAUCAAGAUUUAGAUUUUUCAGUUAUGUUUUUUGUGGCUCAUUUAUUUGGUAUUGGUUCCCAGAUUUAAUCUUACCAUUUUUAUCAACUUUAGGUGCAUGGAUUACUUGGAUUAAACCUGAUAGUGCAACAUUAUCUCAAGUAUUUGGUGUUAAUACUGGAUUAGGUUUAUUCCCGUUAACUUUAGACUGGACUCAAAUUACAUCAUUAAAUAAUCCAUUGAGUACCCCAUUUUGGUCUGUACUUUCAGUUUUCAUUUCAUUUGUAUUUUGGAUUUGGAUUGUUAUGCCAGCUUUAUAUUAUCAAAAUAAAUGGCAAACUGCACAUUUCCCAAUAAUGACUUCAUCAAUUUUCAAUACUAAUGGUACAUCAUAUUUACCUGCAAAAGUUGUUGAUAAAGAUUAUAGAUUAGAUUUAGAAAAAUUUAAAAAAUAUUCACCAGUAAUGUUACCUAUAGCAUUUUUGAUGAAUUUAGCUCUUGGUUUAGCUGCUUUUUCUUCAAUGAUGGUGACAUUUUUCGUUAAAUUCAAAUCAGAUGUGAUACAACCUUUAAAGAACCCGGAAGAAGAUUCACAUACAAGAGCUUUAUCAAAAUAUAAAACAUUCCAUUGGGGGUUCUAUGUAUUUUGGGGAAUUGUUGGUUUAGGUUUAGGUUUUGCAUUUUUUGAAGGUUUCCAUCAUGAAACUCAAUUAAGAGCUGAUGGUUUUAUUGUUUCAGUUAUUAUGAGUACAUGUAUUUUCAUCCCAUUAGCUUUAAUUGAAUCAAGAUCAAAUUUUGAAGUUUCUUUAGCUCCAUUUUUUGAAAUUAUUGCAGCAUUUUGGUUCUCUGGUAAACCAAUUGCAUUAAUGUAUUUUUAUAUGAUGGGAUUUGGUACAAUGCAACAUGCUAUGCAUGCUUCAAUGGGUGCUAAAGUUGGACAUUAUAUGAAAGUUCCACCGAAAACAGUUAUGACACUUUUAUUAUUUGGCUCUAUUUGGGGUGCUUUAGUUUCACCAGCUGUUACAGGUUAUAUUUUGAAUCAUUUUGAAAACAUUUGUACCACUAAUGCUAAAAAUCAUAUGAUUUGUAGAAAAUCUAAAACUCAAUUCAAUAAUCUUGUUGUUUGGGGUUUAUUUGGUAAACAUAUAUUUGCUAAAGAUGGUAGAUAUUCAUGGGUAUUAUGGUUUUUCCUUGUUGGUGCUCUUUUUGCUAUAGUCAUGUGUGCAUUACAAUGGAAAUAUCCAAAGAGUUCAUUACUAUCAAAAUUGAAUCCUACUUUAUUCUUUGGUGGUGCAGGUACAAUUCCAACAGUUACAGGUUUUAAUUAUUCAACAUGGUUCUUUGUUGGAUUUAUUUUGAAUUUUUGGAUUCAUAGAAAGAAACAUGCAUGGUGGAAGAAGUAUAAUUUAGUUUUAGCAGUUGGUUUAGACUGUGGUGUUGCUAUUGCUGCAAUUUUAAUUUAUUUCUGUGUUGUUUAUACUGGAGGUUCUGAAAAUUAUAAAUGGUGGGGGACUACUGUUGCCAAAGCUGGUUGUGAUGCCAAAGGAUGUCCUCAUUUGCCCAAGGGAUCUAUUGUAGCACCAGAAGGAUGGAGCCAUUUCGACACAAAGAAUCUUGAAAAGUUCUUUUCUAGUCCAAAUUUACCUAAACAAACUAAAUUGGGUCCUCAAAUUGAAUGGUCGCCAUUGAUUCCACCAUUAAGCAUCAAACAGUUUAAAUUUGGACAAUCAAAUCCAACUUAUUUGAUCACUGAUUCAAAAGGUACCAAAGCUGUUCUACGGAAAAAGCCAACUUCAAAUAAGAAUUUGAUUUCGAAGACAGCACAUGCUAUUGAAAGAGAAUUUCACAUGCUUGCCUCGAUCAAGAGCAUCAAUGUCAAGAAUUCAGAAAGGCCACAAGUUCCAAUUGCCAGUGUUUUCUUACUUUGUGAAGAUGAAUCUCAUAUUGAUGCUGUUUUUUAUGUGAUGCAAUUCGUUAAAGGAAGAAUAUUCCAUGAUCCUUCAUUAUCAGCUAUUAAAUCACAAAGUGAAAGAAAAAAAAUUUGGGAUUCAGUUUUGGAUACAGCUUCAGCCAUUCAUUCAAUCCCAUCGGAUGAAUUAUUUGAUCAAUUACCUUCAAAUUAUUUUAGAAAGCCCAAUAAGGAAAGUAAAGUAACUUAUUUCCAAAGACAAGCAAGAUCUUUAAGUAAGAUUCAAUCCUUACAAGCCAAAGAUGUUGAUCCAAUUCCAUUUUUUGAAGAAAUCACUAAAUGGUUAUUGAGAACUGCACCAAAAGAUCCAAAAGUCCCCACAUUAAUUCAUGGAGAUUUCAAAAUUGAUAAUUUUGUAUUUCAUCCAACAAAACCAGAAAUUAUCGCUGUACUAGAUUGGGAACUUUGUACGAAUGGACAUCCAUUAUUUGAUUUGGCCAAUGUAUUACAACCUUUCUGUAUGUCACCAGAAUUGAAUAGACAUUUUUCAAAAUUUGAUAUCAAUCAAGAUCCAGCUUUGGUUCAACAAGUCUUAAAGACAUAUAUAUCCAAAGCACAUCCGGAAUGGGAUCCAAUCAAGUUAUGGAAUGUUGGUGUUGUGUUUGGACUUUAUCGAGUUGCUGUGAUUUGUCAAGGAAUUGCACAAAGAGUUGUUCGAGGUGUUGCGAGUAGUGCAGAAGCUAAACAGACUGCUGCACUGUAUCCACACGUUGGGAAGUUGGCUUUUGAACUGACCAAAUCUCCUUCAAAACUAUGA
Molecule: messenger RNA, 3435 nt
Organism: Hansenula ciferrii
Lineage: Eukaryota; Fungi; Ascomycota; Saccharomycetes; Phaffomycetales; Wickerhamomycetaceae
Product: Oligopeptide transporter
Exons: 2
Coding region: 1-3435 (1144 amino acids)
Biological process (GO): transmembrane transport; protein phosphorylation
Molecular function (GO): oligopeptide transmembrane transporter activity; protein kinase activity
Source: RefSeq, a predicted model, not a curated record